Felis catus (domestic cat) is the source of this 2265-nucleotide messenger RNA. It is a transcript of the gene PACC1, whose product is annotated as proton activated chloride channel 1. The record is from RefSeq and is a predicted model, not a curated record. The transcript is spliced from 9 exons. The coding region runs from base 654 to 1475 and encodes 273 amino acids. Gene Ontology annotation, cellular component: cell surface. NCBI's taxonomy places the organism in Eukaryota, Metazoa, Chordata, Mammalia, Carnivora, Felidae.
CGAACCGGUUUCGCCUGGCAGAGUCGGCUGCUUCAGGCGCCGUGGACGCGGUGCUCGCCCCGCGGCUUCUCCCGCGCUGUGGCGGUGUCAGGUGUGGCUUAGCUCGGGUCAGUGCCAUGAUCCGGCAGGAGCUCUCCACAUCCUACCAGGAGCUGACCUUGUGGAGACAGCACAGAGAUGCACUUCCCAGACUCUAUAUGAAGAUGGAGGCAGAGCUUGGAGAUGAGAGGCCUCGAUAGGCCAAGGAACACCAAGGCUUGGCCAUUACCAGAAGCUAGGAGACCAUGGAAAAGAUUCUUCCUCACAGCCCUCAGAAGGAACCAACCUUGCCAACACCUUGAUUUCAGAUUUCUAGUUUCCAGAACUGUGCGGGGAUAAACUUCUGUUAAUUCUUAAGCCACCCAGUUUGUGGUGCUUUGAUACGGCAGCCCUAGGAAACGAACACGCAGGAAGUUAACCUGAGUGAGGAGUUGGAUCAGGUGGUUGAGAACUCAGAGCGGGCGGACGAGCAAGAAAAGGAGGCAGACGGAGUACAAGGUCCAGGAAUCUUACCAGCCCUGGACAGCGAGUCUGCCUCUAGCAGCAUCCGCUUCAGCAAGGCCUGCCUGAAGAACGUCUUCUCGGUCCUGCUCAUCUUCAUCUACCUGCUGCUCAUGGCAGUGGCUGUGUUCCUGGUCUACCAGACCAUCACAGACUUCCGCGAGAAACUCAAGCACCCUGUCAUGUCGGUGUCUUACAAGGAGGUGGAUCGCUAUGACGCCCCAGGUAUUGCUCUGUACCCUGGUCAGGCCCAGUUGCUCAGCUGUAAGCACCACUACGAGGUCAUCCCACCCCUGAGGAGCCCUGGCCAGCCUGGGGACAUGAACUGCACCACCCAGAGGAUCAACUACACAGACCCUUUCUCCAACCAGACCCUGAAAUCCGCCCUGAUCGUGCAGGGACCCCGGGAAGUGAAGAAGCGGGAGCUGGUCUUCCUCCAGUUCCGCCUGAAUGAGAGUAGCGAGGACUUCAGUGCCAUCGAUUACCUCCUCUUCUCGUCUUUCCAGGAGUUCCUGCAAAGCCCAGACAGGGUGGGCUUCAUGCAGGCCUGCGAGAGCGCCUAUUCCAGCUGGAAGUUCUCUGGUGGCUUCCGCACCUGGGUCAAGAUGUCCCUGGUGAAGACCAAGGAGGAGGAUGGGCGGGAAGCAGUGGAGUUCCGGCAGGAGACGAGUGUGGUUAACUACAUUGACCAGAGGCCGGCCGCUGAAAAAAGCGCUCAGUUGUUUUUUGUGGUCUUUGAAUGGAAAGAUCCUUUCAUCCAGAAAGUCCAAGAUAUAAUCACCGCCAAUCCUUGGAACACAAUCGCCCUGCUCUGUGGGGCCUUCUUGGCGUUAUUUAAAGCAGCGGAGUUUGCCAAGCUGAGUGUGAAAUGGAUGAUCAAGAUCAGGAAGAGGUACCUUAAAAAAAGAGGUCAGGCGGCGAACCACAUAAGCUGAAGUGGCCUUGUGUUCGAACUGCUCACAGCAUCGGAAGUUCUGGUCACUUCCGCGCGGAGAAACGAGCCGCCGGCAAUCCUGUGCUCUCUUGAAACGGGCCUUGCUGGGAGGAACAGCCUGCCAGCCUGCAGCUUCUAACCCGGCCCCAAAAGAGGAUGUUUAAAGCCUGAUGGAACAGAUCCAGUGGGUAACCUAAAACUUAUUUAAGUAUUUAAAUUAUUAAUGAACAGAUGGCGAGGGAUUGUGGAAGAUGGAAUUAGAUCUGUAUCAACUUUUCUGAAGGUUUGUGGAAGUUGCCUUUCUUCUUACUUGGUUUGGUGCACAGUUAAGCUCUAAUGGGGUAAUGAAGGCUCUACAUUUUACUCUAGCUUCCCCUUCCGCCCUAGUAGUUUUCUGAAGUGGACAGAAGAGUGUGAUUUUCUUUUUUCCCCAAAUCCUGACUCUGCAGAUGUACAGGUUAUGCUUUGAAACCUCUGCACCCUGUACCCAAAGGCAAGAACCCUGUCGUCUCUGACGUCAUCUGCCAGUUACACCGUCUGGCCUCCUGGCACGCUUUAUUUGUUAAAUAAGAAGUGGGACUUUUUUGUAAAGCUACUAGAAACCAGGAAUACGAUUUCUUGUGGACUGACUAGCCACCUACCUGUCUGGCUAGAGUAUUUGUUGAUGGAGGUGUAAGAGUGUAGAGUCAUUAACAUGCAAAAGCCCUGGGCCAUAUGUACAUAGGAGGUGCCUACUCAAUGUAUCUUGAUGAUUUUAUUAACAGGUAAAUAAAAGUUAGGUUAAUGCAAAA